Nymphalis io (European peacock) is the source of this 1335-nucleotide messenger RNA. Its product is annotated as carboxypeptidase B-like. NCBI's taxonomy places the organism in Eukaryota, Metazoa, Arthropoda, Insecta, Lepidoptera, Nymphalidae. Gene Ontology annotation, biological process: proteolysis. The coding region runs from base 1 to 1335 and encodes 444 amino acids. The transcript has 6 exons. The record is from RefSeq and is a predicted model, not a curated record. Gene Ontology annotation, molecular function: zinc ion binding; metallocarboxypeptidase activity.
AUGGUUGACAUAUGUAAGAUAAUUUUUUUAUUAUUUGCUUCUGUUUAUAUAGCACAAGCGAAACACGAAGAGUAUGAUGGACAUUCCUUGUACGAAGUCAAGGUCACUGACCUUGAUCAAGUUGAUAAGCUUAAUGCAAUUGUUCAAGACAUGAAUGUAGAUCUGUGGUCUUAUGCUAUCCCUGGCCGAGAAGGGCUAAUUUUAGUUGCAAAGAAUAUGAAGCCUCUCUUCGAAAAUGCACUUAAUAAAAUCGGUGUGGAGUACAAAAUUGAUACUGAAAAUAUUAAAGAAAAACUGGAACUAGAAGACAAAUUGUUAGCCGACGCGGCGAGAUCAAUCAAUGGUAGUAGAUCUGGUGCAGGUAUAUCUUUAGAUGUCAUUCACCGUUAUAAUGUGGUGGACCGAUACCUCACCGAUCUGGCCAACAGGUUUCCAAGAGUUGUCCGUGUCGUAUCCGCUGGAAGAAGUGUCGAAGGUCGUGAUAUUAAAUACCUAAGGAUAUCCUCCAACAAUUUCCAGGAUAGAAAUAAGCCCGUCGUUAUGAUCCAGUCCCUCCUCCACGCUCGUGAAUGGGUCACCCUCCCAGUGACUCUUUACGCCAUCCACAAAUUGGUGAUUGAUGUCACCGAACAGGAUCUGAUUAGAAACAUUGAUUGGAUCAUCUUGCCAAUCGCUAACCCUGAUGGAUACGAAUUUUCACACACCAGAACUCGUAUGUGGAGGAAAAACCGGAGGACUGGAUUCGGUAGCUGCGUCGGUGUUGAUCUAAACAGGAACUACGACUUCAACUGGGGAACUGCCUCCAGCAACUCAGCCUGCAGUGACACGUUCCACGGACCCAGAGCCUUCUCUGAACCAGAGACACAGAUCACGAGGAACAUUAUAAACGAAUUUAGGAGCCGUCUUUCUCUAUUCAUCGAUGCUCACAGCUUUGGAAGUCUGAUCCUCUAUGGCUAUGGUAAUAGACAGCUGCCACCAAACGCAUUGAUCCUCAACACAGUUGGUGUUCAAAUGGCCCAAAGAAUUGAUGCUGUCAAAUGGCCAGCUAAUCGCAAUUAUAGAGUUGGUAAUAUUGCGGCAGUUUUAUACCUCGCGUCUGGUGGUUCCAGUGAUUACGUUCAGUCUAUGAUCGGUCGUGGUCUUUCGUACACUUACGAACUGCCUGCUCAUAGAAACCUUAACAAUAUAAACGGUUUCCUGGUGGACCCGGCUUUUAUCCGUCAAGCUGGUUUUGAAACCUGGGAAGGAAUCAAAGUAGCAGCUCGUUAUGUUGUUCAGAACAGAAUGUAUUUUAAAAAUAACCAAACUGAUGAUCUUUUAAUGUUUGGUUAUUAG